AUGUCCUCAAACGUCGGUCUCUCCACCCCACGCGGCAGCGGCACCUCCGGCUACGUCCAACGAAACCUCUCCCACAUCCGUCCACGCGAUCCAAACACCUCAUCCUCCCAUCCAAAGGACUACGAUAAAUUCGAAAGACAUAGACAACGACAACCGGAUAAAGAAAUAUUGGAUCAUGACCGGAAGAGGAACGUGGAGGUUAAGUGCUUGGAGUUGAGGGAUAAACUUGAGGAUGAAGGACUGGACGAAGAUGAAAUCGAAGAACGAGUCUCGGCUUUACGAACCACGUUGAUGGGACAAUUGGAUUCACAAAGAGUCGAUGCCAGGGGUUUAAAAUCACAUCAAGUUCAUGAAUUGGCACAGGCAAAGAUGGCCGAAAACGCCCGUCUCCAACGCGCCCUCCAAAUCUCCUCAGACUACGAAGAAGGCAGCCACUGGAAACGCCAAGCAGAAGAAAAAGUAAGAAGACAAGAAGAGAUGGCCGCAAUGGAAGUACUAGCCAUACAAGAGAGAGAAAAACAAAGACAACGAGAAGUCGAAGACGAAAUUAGACGGGAAAAGGAAAAGGAUGCUGAAUUAAGAAGAAGGAAUAGACGGGACAGAAGUGAGAGUAGAAGUCGAAGCAGAAGCCCCAGUAGGAGCAGGAGCGAUAGGGGUAGAGGGAGAGGGAAAGAUAACGAAAGCAGAUCUAGGAGUAGAUCUAGGAGAAGUGACAGUUACGAUAGUCGUGAUAGAUCGAGAACUAGGAGCAGGACUAGGAGUGAGAGUCGAAAAGGUGGGAGGAGGAGGGAUUCUAGAAGCUUGAGUGGAAGUCGGAGGAGAAGUGAAAGUAGGAGCAGGAGCAGGAGCAGGAGCUACAGCGCUGACAGGGCAAGGAGACGAUAUGAUGAUAGUGAUUGA
Molecule: messenger RNA, 900 nt
Organism: Orbilia oligospora ATCC 24927
Lineage: Eukaryota; Fungi; Ascomycota; Orbiliomycetes; Orbiliales; Orbiliaceae
Exons: 3
Coding region: 1-900 (299 amino acids)
Source: RefSeq, a predicted model, not a curated record